AUGUAUAACAAGAUCGUAAGAACUGCCCCAAUAGUUGUCGAAGGUGCUAAUUUGGUUGAGAAAUUGGUCUUGCUGCCUCGUUGGAAGGUCCUGCAAAACCAAUUGGUAAGGGAGGUUCAAUUUAAGGAUUAUGAAACUACAUGGGCAUUCUUAACGCACGUUUCGAUGAGAUCACACCUGUGGGGACAUCAUCCAACUAUAACUACCAACUACAAUUAUGUGAAGCUACAAUUAUGUACCCAUGAGUUGGAGGAGAAAGUGAGUGACAUUGACCUUAAACUGGCUAAAAGGUUUGAACAAUAUAUAGAAACGUAUAAACAGGAAGAAUAA
Zygosaccharomyces rouxii is the source of this 330-nucleotide messenger RNA. It is a transcript of the gene MCO14, whose product is annotated as 4a-hydroxytetrahydrobiopterin dehydratase. Gene Ontology annotation, molecular function: 4-alpha-hydroxytetrahydrobiopterin dehydratase activity. The transcript has a single exon. Gene Ontology annotation, biological process: tetrahydrobiopterin biosynthetic process. The record is from RefSeq and is a predicted model, not a curated record. The coding region runs from base 1 to 330 and encodes 109 amino acids. NCBI's taxonomy places the organism in Eukaryota, Fungi, Ascomycota, Saccharomycetes, Saccharomycetales, Saccharomycetaceae.